AUGUCAAGCCAGCCAUCCGUGAAGCCUCCCCACCACCAUCGAACGCGACAGCGCGAGGAGUUCCCCGACCGCAUCAGCAGCCACAGCGGUGUCGCGCUGGACUCCCCGCGGAAGAGCGUGACGAUGGUGGGUGUCACGAGCACGACUAGUCUGCCGGCGGAGGCGCGGCGCGCAGGGCAGCGCUUCCAACGCCCGUCGCACUCGCAGCCGCGCCGCACGGGAUGCCUUGGUGUUCUGCAGUGCAUCCGCGACGGCGUCAUCAAGGCGGUGUGCACCAUCAUUCCGCCUGGCGGCAUUCUCUCCGCCGCCUUCAACAUGGCGAGUGCGUCCAUCGGCGCCGGCAUCCUUGGUCUGCCGUCGGCGACCGACUCGGCAGGUCUCAUUCUCGCCAUCCUCUACCUCAUCGUCAUCACGUACUUCUCCGUGUUCUCCAUGUACAUCCUCGCACUCGCGGCGCAGAAUACGCGCAUCAAGAGCUUCGAGGGCAUGGCGCGCUGGCUCUUCCCGGCCGGAAAGUACGCCUUCUCCUACUGGGCCGCGUUCAUUCGCUGGUUCCACGGCUUUUCCGGGUGCGUCGCGUACGUCAUCAGCAUUGGUAACUCCCUUGCACCCAUGUUCGCCGGUGCGGCAAAGCAGCACCCCGACAACAGCGCGAUCCAAUUCUUCGCCACCACGCAGGGCAACCGCGUUUUCACAGUCAUCAUUUGGCUCUUCGUGAUGCUGCCGCUGCUCAUUCCGAAGCAUGUCGACUCGCUCCGCUACGCCUCCGCUCUCGCGGUGAUGUUUAUUGUGUACUUCGUCAUUAUGGCUGUCGUGCACAGCAUCCGGCACGGACUGCCCGAAACGUCCAAGCACGUGCGGCUGUCCGGCAAUCAAGUGGAUGAUGACAAGCUGGAGCACAAUACCGUGUUUCUUUUUCGCACAGGCAACUCUGUAAUCCACACCGUGGGCAUCUUUAUGUUUGCGUACGUCUGUCAGAUCAACGCGUGCGAGGUUUUCUGGGAUUUCAGGCCGGAGAUUCGCACGGCGAAGAACUACACGCUGGCAGCGUUCAUCGGCAUGAUGAUGUGCGGCACGCUGUACCUGCUGGUGGCCGUAUUCGGCUACCUUGACUUUGGCAGCAAGAACCUGCUGGGCAAGUCGCUGCUGCUCAUGUUCAACCCAUUCGAUGAGGUGGACAUCAUGAUCGCCUACGUUGGCAUCAUGGUCAAGCUGUGCGUCGCCUACGCACUGCUCGGCAUUGCGGCGCGCAACUCCUUGUACUACCUGAUCGGCUUCCAGCACCGCUACCGCAACCGCCCCGCUGCGGCGGUCGCAGGCGCUGCGGAGGAGCUCGGCGCUGUCGAUGGCUGCGCCGCUGCUACCGCCCAGUGCAGCGCGAAUCCGGUCGUGGCCAUGGCGGACAUCGCCGUCGUCCAGUCCGACGGUCUCGUCGGGGCGGACAACAACCACGGCCCCGCGGAGGCGACGAAGGACCGCACUCCGUCCACUUCCCUCAACGAGGACUCCGUGGACGAGGAGUACGUGGACAACACCACCGAGGACACGACGUACGUGGACAACAUCCCGUUCUGGCAGCACCUGCUCGUCGUGCUCGCCCUCUCCGUCGCGUCGCUGCUGUGCGGCCUGUUCAUCCCGAACAUCAACACCGUCUUCGGUUUUGCUGGCGCGAUCAGUGGCGGCUUCAUCUCCUUUGUCUUCCCCGCACUGUUCAUCAUGUACUCGGGCAGCUUCACGGUGGCGCAGGUGGGUUGGUUCACGUACCUGAACACGUACCUGCUGCUGAUCUGUGGCGUUGUCGGCAUUGUAUUUGGCACCAUCGGCACCAUCUACAUGACGAUUUAG
Messenger RNA from Leishmania braziliensis MHOM/BR/75/M2904, 1845 nucleotides. It is a transcript of the gene AAT1.1, whose product is annotated as amino acid permease. The record is from RefSeq and is a predicted model, not a curated record. Bases 1 to 1845 code for a protein of 614 amino acids. Gene Ontology annotation, biological process: amino acid transmembrane transport. Lineage: Eukaryota; Euglenozoa; Kinetoplastea; Trypanosomatida; Trypanosomatidae. The transcript has a single exon. Gene Ontology annotation, molecular function: amino acid transmembrane transporter activity.